Molecule: messenger RNA, 475 nt
Organism: Acaulospora colombiana
Lineage: Eukaryota; Fungi; Glomeromycota; Glomeromycetes; Diversisporales; Acaulosporaceae
Source: the annotation of a GenBank genome assembly
CUCAAAUCAGACAUACAGGGUUAACAGAUUCUUCAACUCCAUUUGUACGCCAUAUGUCUACCAGGAGAUGUGCCUUUCCGACUCAGUGGGUAAACGAACGGACUAUAUUGCGAAGCGAUAUGGCCAGCACGUUCUUAUGCUACGUGUAUUCAUGAUAAUGGACGUUGGUACAGAUAAGGAUAUAGUGGAUCAAGUGGCGGCGCUGGCAUUACUUUGUCCAAAGGUUCAGGGAAUCGCGCUAUAUUACUCUGAUCCUCUCAAGUUCGGUCAUAAUGACUUCCCCAUCGAUCAGAUUUUGCCUAGUAUAAUACAAAGCAACGAGCUGAGGAGCCUCGGUAUCCAUCUCAAAUACCCCAACAAUUCCUGGCCAAUGGAAAUACCUGUUAUCGACAAACAUAUGGAGAUAAUUGGAUCGUCUGGGGUGGUUAAUUGCUUUAAAGAUCUGAACAUCUCAGUAUCGAUAGUUACCGGAGAA